Molecule: messenger RNA, 3911 nt
Organism: Nematolebias whitei (Rio pearlfish)
Lineage: Eukaryota; Metazoa; Chordata; Actinopteri; Cyprinodontiformes; Rivulidae
Product: trichohyalin
Exons: 11
Coding region: 393-2939 (848 amino acids)
Source: RefSeq, a predicted model, not a curated record
CGAUUGAGAAGAAGCCUCAGGGUGCACAGAGGAUCGGUUCCAAAAGCUUAGAGCCGUCAGAUGUUCAUACAGCAGGAAAAACAUCUCAGAAAUUGAUUGUGGAGGAUCCUAAAGCCGAAAAAACACCUGAAAAACUAACUGUGGAGGUUUCUAAAGCAAAGAAAACAGUGGAAAAACUCAAUGUGGAGGUUCCUAAAGCAGAGAAAGCACCAGAGAAACUAACUGUGGAGGUUUCUAAAGCAGAGAAAACAACUGAAAAACUCAAUGUAGAGGUUUCUAAAGCAGAGAAAACAACUGAAAAACUCAAUGUAGAGGUUUCUAAAGCAGAGAAAACAACUGAAAAACUCAAUGUAGAGGUUUCUAAAGCAGAGAAAACACUGGAAAAGCUCAAUAUGAAGGUUCCUAAAGCAGAUAAAACACCUGAAAAACUAACUAUGGAGGUUUCUAAAGCAGAUAAAACACUGGAAAAACUCAAUGUGGAGGUUCCUAAAGCAGAGGAGAGAUCCACUCGGGGUGCUGAUCCACAGCAAGCAGCCUCUUCUGCUAAAGAACAAACAGAGGGCCAACAGGAAUCACCCAAAGGAUCCUCUGUUGACAAUAAGUCAUCAGUAGGCUCACCAGAGACAUCUGAAGGGAGCAACAAAACAUUAGGUGGGAUCCUGCUUUGCCGUCACAACUCGGCUAAAUCAGAGGGUGUCGAUGAGGGAGACCCUGCUGCCGACCGCUCGCCAAAGAAGAAGAAGAAGAACAAACGUCGCUCUGUUCGCUUCGGUACUGUGGUGACAGAUGAUGGUUCCCCUCCGGUGAUUCUGGGCUCAGAUUGUGAUUCCAACGAAGACGAGCGGGCGGAUGCUGAGGUCAAAACCAAGGAGGAUGGCCUCGUUUCAGCGCCGCUGUUUCAAAGACUUGGACUUCUCCAGAGGAGGGGAGACGAGACGCAAAAAGAAGAAAGGCUGAAACAUCUGGAAUUUCAAAAGAAACAGAAGGAGGAGGAAAGAGAACAGACGAGACACGAGGUGGAAGAGGAGAAAAAAUGUGACGAAGAUGAGCGGGAGAAAGAGUGGAUGAAACAGAAGGAAGAGUUUCGACUCAGGGAUGAGCAAAUAGAGAGGCAGAGGCUGCAAGAGUUGGAGAGAGCACGAGAAGAGGAAAGAGAGCAGGAAAAGAUAAGGGAGGAGGCGAUCGAAAAGGAACGACAGAUGAAGCUGCUGCAGCAAAAACAAACUGAGGAGCAAAGAAGGAGAGAAGAGAAACUUAAGGAGGAGCGGGAAAGAGAACGUCUGAAGGAGGAGGAGAGGAGACAGGUAGCGCUGAUGGAGGAAAGGAAAAGACAGAAGCAGAAAGAAGAGGAAGGGAGAUUAAUUGAAGAGAAAAAACGGAGCGACUUGAAAAUAAGUCGGGGUGAAUCAAAGGAGAACGACUUGAUGAGUGAGAGACAGCAAAAAGACGAGAGGUUUCAACUAGAAACGUGGGAAAAGGAAAUAUUAAGGAAGGACACUGAGGAAAGAGAGAAGCUGAGGAGGCAGGAGGAGGAGAGGAGGAGGGACAGUGAAAGACAUGAGGAGGAGAACCAAAGCCUGGAGAAGAGAAUUUGUUUGGACCUGGAAAAAGCGCAGUCAGAUGAAGACAGAAGGUUUGGAGCAGCUGAACAGAAGGACAAAGAGGAACCUGAGGCAGGAGCAGGAGGUGCACACCUGAUCAGCUUUAACGCUGAAGACUGGUCCAAGACGUCAGAGUCAGCACGUUCCCCUUCGUCCAACCUCAGCACGCCCAUAGAGAAUAUAAUCGAUGUCGUUUACGACGACUUCUCCGUCAAACAGCCUGACACAGACGUGGAGUUUGACGAUUUCUCCGUCAAGCCAAGAAGACGAGCUCCACAGACUAGAGUAGAAGCCACCAGCUACAGCUGGGCUGCUGAUCCUGGUGAUCAGAAGGAUGCACUGGUGUGGGCUGAUCAUGAAACUCAGGUUGAUCAGAGACAACACGUUCAGGAGCAGGUGGAAAGAGAACAAGCGAUUAGCCCAGUUCUGAAGAGCCCAGAGAAAGACGAGGUGGAGGUGUUGAUGGAUGUGGAUAUGAAGGAGGUAGAGGAAGAGGAGGAGGAGGAGGUGGAGGAAGUUGGAGAAAUGGAGGAAGAGAAGCUUGUCUUUGUGGAGGAGAGUGAAGAAGACGUGGAGAUGAAGUCAGACGAAGAUGCAGAGGAGGACAGCGAAGAGACGCAGGUUAACACUUACUUCACAAGUGAUGAGGAGAAACUCACGGAUGCUCUGUCAGAAGAAGAGUCACAUCCACCCAACGACAUCUGUGAGAAAACAUCUGGAACUGACAGUCCACAGCUCGUCCCUGAUGUCCCCUCUGAUGGUGUUGAUGCCACUGAGUCUCACAAAGAGGCAGAUUUCCCUGCAUUCCCUGAGAUCUCCACUCCUCUCCUUGAUACCAGCUCACAGAGAUCUAAAGCACAGCUGAGUCGGAGGCGAACUCGAUCGCGUCCAUCACGCUCGUUCCGUGCAGUGUCAGGUCAGACAGACGGACUGGACUGGAGCGUCAAUCCCCCCACAGGCGAAGAAAAGACACAAAAGGAGUCAGCUUCUGAGGAGAAACAGCCCAAACCAAUUAAUUCCACUCCCUCCGCUCAGAAAGUUUCUGUGUUUCCUGGUUUGAGCCCUGCGGCCCUACUCGCUGAGAUAAAGAAGAAAACAUGCGGAGGAGGACCUGCAGUAGAAGAGGACAAAGGAACAGAAGAGGAAGAAAAUCCAAGUGGAGAAGUUGCACCUUCUCCCUCACAGCUUUUGCAAUCUCCUCGACUGUACAGUUUCGCAGGAGCUACACGGGUUCUACCACCCAUAGGCAGCAAGGACGGAGGUGCCGUCUCCUCUCCAGCGUGGCUCAAAGAGCUGAAGUCUAAGCAGCGUAUGACUCAGCAUGGUGGUAAAACUUAGCCAGACACAAGAGUGCCGUCGCUCAGUUUCAGCCAGCUCGUCUCAGCCAGCUCGUCUCAGCUUCAACAUGGCCGCUCCAUCUUGCACCUUGAGAGACGGAGUUUUGGGCCUUUCCUUAGACCCCGUGGAGAACAGAUUCUCCUCCUGGACAUGGUGGCAAUAAAGACUGUUUAUAUCUUUUAAAUGAAAAAUGGUGCCAAGGAUGUGCACAGUCACUGUAAUGUGUUUAAAGCCAAGUAGAUGUUUAUUAAAGUGGUCUGGAGGGUGAAACGUACUUUACAGAAAAGCCCUGUUACUGCUUGAAUGUACAAGACCAUCAGAAAGGGACUGAUGACUCUGAAACCUUCUUCAACAGGGUAUUUACAUGUUUGUCUUUAUGCAGUUGUCACAAUUAAUAUAUUGCUUUAUCUAAUCUUUAAUCCUAAACCAAACAGAUUGUCCCAAUCUUAAACUUCUUAAUCUCCUUUUAGCUUCAUUCUUAAGAUCUUGUUUUGAUUUUUAAAAGGCUUUCCGAUUUAGUGAGGAUCAAUCCGCAACCAUACACAUGUAAAGAAAUAUGGAACAGAAGGUAUAUACCUUGCAUGUGUUUAGUUUGUUUUUUAUAUUAUGUAUCCAAAAAUGAAAAAAGCCUAAAGCACUUUAAAACAAAACUAUGACAACAUUUUACCUGUUCAGUGCAACUGAGCUAUAUAUCAUGUACAGAACUUAUUAACAGUCCAGGGAGUUAUAGUUAUUGUUGUUAAAGCGUUGCCAGACUCAGAUAAAAGGGGUUUUAUUAACAUUAUUAACACAGUAGCUUGUUAUAACAUUCAUGGUAGUCUGUCACUUAAGGAAAUGUGUGUAUUUUUUCUCAAACCUGGAAAAUGCUUUAACCAACUCAAGAUUAUUCUACGUGCCUUUAUAAUGCUGAAUAAAUGAAUGUCAUGGAUUAUGUGAUCAUUUAAGAUCAUCCUACUGUUUUUAAUGGAAAUG